Molecule: messenger RNA, 1163 nt
Organism: Chaetura pelagica (chimney swift)
Lineage: Eukaryota; Metazoa; Chordata; Aves; Apodiformes; Apodidae
Gene: C1QTNF12
Product: family with sequence similarity 132, member A
Exons: 8
Coding region: 1-963 (320 amino acids)
Biological process (GO): positive regulation of D-glucose import across plasma membrane; positive regulation of insulin receptor signaling pathway; negative regulation of gluconeogenesis
Molecular function (GO): hormone activity
Source: RefSeq, a predicted model, not a curated record
AUGAAGGGGUGCACCUGGGUAUUUGUGGCAACUUUACUUUGUCAGCAGUUUUGCCUCUUCCGAGUUACAGCAGCAAAGAGAGAGAGGAAGAUGAAGAAGGAGCCUAGUCAGUACACAGAGCCUUUCAAUGCCACCCUCUCAAACAGUGAAGAACUGCAUGGGCACCCCAAGAUCCUGGAAUCUCCAGAUCCUCGGAUCACAGAUCCACGGCGGACCUGGAUCUCCUUUGUUCACCGCCCAGAUGAUGGCAACACCUCCAAAAGGAGAUGCAAGGGGAAAGACAAGAAAUUACGUGGCCUUGUUGGGCCUCCAGGACCUCCAGGCCCCCAGGGACCUCCAGGAGCACCUGGUGCUGAAGUCACCCGGGAAGUCCUUCUGCAGGAGUUUAAGGAGAUACUAAAAGAAGCCAUUGAGCGUCGAGCAUCCCUGGCUAUUUCAGCUCAUCCUAGCCAGCUGCCUCCACUCCUGCUCUCCUUGGAGGAAGUGUCACCCCACAGACGUGUGGAGGAGGCAUUCCACUGCAAGCUGAAAGGACAAGUCACCGUAGAUAAGAAGACCUUGGUAGAACUUCAGAACUUCCAGUCGCCUCUGGCCAAAGGAGCUUUUCUCCGGGGGACAGGAUUAAAUCUGGCAACAGGACGUUUCACAGCACCUGUGUCUGGCAUCUACCAGUUUUCAGCCAAUGUCCACAUUGACCACAGUGAGCUGAAGAGUAAAGUCCAGCUCCGAGCCAGAGACAACGUCCGUGUCUUGAUCUGCAUCGAGUCCCUGUGCCACCGAUACACGUCUUUGGAAGUCAUUGCUGGGCUGGAAAGUAACAGCAAGAUCUUCACUGUCUAUGUGCAUGGCUUGCUGCAGCUGCAGGCUGGCCAGUACACCUCCAUAUUUGUGGACAACAGUGCUGGAGCCCCCGUCACCAUCCAGAACGGAUCAGACUUCAUGGGCAUGUUGAUGGGCUCCUAAUGUCACCUGCAGUGUGUGGCAGGGAGGGAAACCUGCCUUGCUCUGUAUAUUUGACUGAAGAAACCUCUUUUUUUGACUCCUGAAGGCUGCUUCCUGCAACUGUUGGCAUCUUUGUAAACAAGCAGAGGGCCUUUCCUUUCACAGAUCCUUCAGCUUGCUUUCAGAAGCUGCUGCUUUUCAAGGUCCACGCCAGUUCAUUC